Molecule: messenger RNA, 8889 nt
Organism: Mizuhopecten yessoensis (Yesso scallop)
Lineage: Eukaryota; Metazoa; Mollusca; Bivalvia; Pectinida; Pectinidae
Product: calcium-activated potassium channel subunit alpha-1-like
Exons: 30
Coding region: 932-4477 (1181 amino acids)
Biological process (GO): potassium ion transport; transmembrane transport
Cellular component (GO): postsynaptic membrane
Molecular function (GO): large conductance calcium-activated potassium channel activity
Source: RefSeq, a predicted model, not a curated record
UGUAUACCUACAGACUCGGGAGGGGCACUUACUUCUACACAUACUGUGCAUAGCGAUGUUGUUUACUCUGUGUAUGUACGUGUGUGCCGCUCCGGACGGGGAAAUCUGUUCUAUUAGCCUUUGAUGUGCUUCAAAUAUAUACUUAACGUUCAGCACUAGAAUCGGUCAGACAUAUUCUGUAAGUUCGUGUUACAUUUGUGAUGGGUUUUUUAUUCUACGUCUCGGCAGUUCCGAGAAUUUAUACAUAGUAGUGAUGUUAGUCUGUUGAUGGUGCUUACGGUCUGGUAUCGAGCAGGUCUCUCGUGCGCGCGGAUCGAAGCCUCGUAUCGAUCUUUGGCCUCCCGGUGUCACACAAUAUACCCCAGCGCUUGCUGUUGUCAGCGCUCGACAUUAAUAUUCAUGAAAAUCGCUUUUCAGUUACGGAAAAGGGUGAUUACAAAAGAACUGAACAACAGAGGCGCAGUAACUACAGCCGCUGAAGCAGUUAGAAGAGGUGUGUUGUGAUCAUGAGCCCCGUUGUCAGUGAUGAACCGGUGUUGCUUUCCACACGGGUGCUUGUUCGGGAAAGCGUGAAGCUCGGGGAAUAACCAACUAGGCAUGUGGAGUCAACGAAGGCCGUAUUCACUAUUUACAUGCAAAUAGACCUCCUGCAGGUGUCACAGGCAUAUCGUGUAUUUGGAUGUACGCUAUAGCAACGACAUUUGGAACAGAACGGCACCGCUGCCAAGAUGAAGGAUCACGAGAUAGCACCACGCGAUGAACGGCGUUGACAGUCUUCUAGUUGUUAACAGAAAUCUCGGCCAACUAUUCCACUGUUGUCGUGAGGCAACCACUCUCCCGGAAUAUUGUGUUUAAGAUAAUAUUUAUUGUGUUGAUUUAUAAGUAUGUCUAUGUGUGUUAUGAGUGAUUUGGAUUAAGCUUGACCAUCGCAAUGUCUGCAAACAACACUACGCUUGCUGGUCCCCAGUGUUUGGACGAACGACGCUGGUACACUUUUCUAGCGUCCAGUCUCGUCACGUUCGGUUUCGGUUUAUACAUCAUUGUAUGCUAUAGAGUAUUGUUGUUCUUUUUCUGUCGAGGACGGAAAAAUGGCGGUGCUGCUAAAGUUUCAAAUCACACUGGGCCGGUUCCGGUCCCCGGGGCGAAGAACGUGCCAGGUUUUAUGAAAACCCCCGACCCUGAAAUUGGAUGGAUGACGGAAGCGAAAGACUGGGCUGGGGAGCUGAUCUCGGGGCAAACGACGACAGGGCGAAUACUAGUUGGCCUGGUGUUCAUGCUAAGCAUAGCUUCCUUGAUCAUCUACUUCAUUGAUGCAUCCGAGGAGGAAGUAGAAACCUGCGAACCCUGGGCAAAAAGUCCGCGGCAGCAAGUUGACCUCGCCUUCAACGUGUUUUUCCUCAUCUAUUUCUUUAUAAGGUUUGUGGCAGCCAACGACAAGUUAUGGUUCUGGUUGGAGCUGUUCUCCUUUGUGGACUACUUCACUAUUCCCCCUUCCUUUGUGGCCAUCUACCUGGACCGAAGCUGGCUAGGGUUGAGAUUUUUGAGAGCUCUGCGGCUGAUGUCAAUACCGGACAUACUUACCUACCUAAACAUAUUGACUACUAGUACGAGGAUUCGACUGUCACAACUCGUCGCCAUCUUUUUAAGCGUUUGGCUGGCAUCUGCUGGUUUCCUACAUCUGAUUGAAAAUUCCGGAGAUCCACCGGAUUUUGGCAACCCACAAAAAUUAACUUAUUGGGAAUGUCUUUACUUUUUGCUGGUUACCAUGUCAACAGUGGGAUAUGGAGACAUAUAUGCCACAACGACCCUCGGCAGGAUUUUCAUCGUCCUGUACAUCAUGAUCAGUAUCGGUAUGUUUGCCAGCUUCAUACCUGAAAUAGCCGACAUCAUCAGCCAGCAACAGAAGUAUGGCGGAGCGUACAAAAAGGAACGAGGAAAAAAACACAUUGUGGUGUGCGGCCAUAUCACGUUUGACUCAGUGUCAAGCUUCCUCAAAGACUUCCUUCACAAAGACAGAGAGGAUGUUGACGUAGAGAUCAUCUUCAUCCACAAGAGCCUGCCAGACCUGGAGUUAGAGGGAUUAUUCAAACGCCAUUUCACGCAAGUCGAGUUUUUCCAGGGAACAGUGAUGGACGCUAACGACCUUGAUCGAGUGAAGGUUGUGUCGGCCGACGCCUGUCUUGUACUCGCCAAUAAGUACUGUCAGGACCCAGAUCAGGAGGACGCGGCUAACAUCAUGCGCGUAAUUUCAAUCAAAAAUUUCCACGCAGAAAUCAAAGUCAUUGUACAGCUCAUGCAGUACCACAACAAGGCAUACCUACUGAACAUCCCAAGCUGGGACUGGAAACGCGGGGACGAUGCUGUGUGUAUCGCAGAACUGAAGCUUGGAUUUAUUGCCCAAAGCUGUCUGGCUCCAGGUUUCUCCACCUUGAUGGCUAACCUCUUUACCAUGAGGUCGUAUAAAACAUCACCUGACAUGUCUAAGUGGCAAAAUGAUUACAUGCGAGGGACGGCAAUGGAAAUGUACACAGAAUACCUGUCAGGUUCAUUUAAUGGGAUGACCUUUCCAGAGGCUGCAGAGUUAUGUUUCUCCAAACUGAAGCUGCUUCUACUGGCCAUUGAGGUUCGACAGGAAGAAGGAAGAGAGAGCACUCUUGCAAUAAAUCCUGGUCAGAAAAUAAAAAUAGAAAAUGCCACUCAAGGUUUUUUCAUCGCAGAGUCAGCAGAGGAGGUUAAAAGGGCUUUUUACUUCUGUAAAACAUGUCACAGUACCACAACGGAUGUGAGGGCGAUCAAGAAGUGUCGCUGCAAACCAUUGGCAAUGUUUAAAAAAGGAGCUACAGCUGUCAUAGGUUAUAGCAUCACCAAAUUAAUUGCGAGUGCGGUAAUAGAAAACACAGGGGCGAUGGAAGGUACACCUGAAUUCGAGCCCGCUAAUCCAAUGCUUACUCAGAAAGACCGAAAAAUGUCAAAUACAUUCAAGAACAAACUCGGUGAGGGAGGAGGCUCGGCUGCAGGGGGAGGUGUUGGAGGCGGUGGUGGUGCCGCAUCCGUUGCUGCUGGAGGAGAGAAGCAAUCUACAAAAAGCACCUCCUUAAAAGGGCCGAGACUUGCUAUGGCUUUAGCGACACUCUGGUCAAAGACAAAAGAGCCUCAAAGCCCCAGUAAAGCUACACUACCACCUCUGGAAAGUGGCAAAGAAUCUAUCUGGCCGAAGGAUGCUGGUCCCAGCGAGGAACCACGCAAGUUUGACUCCACUGGCAUGUUCCAUUGGUGUCAAGCUCGACCUCUGGAAGAUGCCUUAAUGGACCGAGAUAAAGCUUCAGUGACAGUGCUGUGUAAUCAUGUGGUGGUUUGCUUGUUUGCGGACGCAAAUUCCCCGCUGAUUGGUAUGAGGAACCUAGUGAUGCCUCUGCGAGCCAGUAACUUCCACUAUGCAGAACUCAAGCACGUUGUGAUCGUAGGUAAUUUAGACUACCUACGGAGGGAAUGGAAAACACUACAGAAUUUUCCCAAGUUGACCGUUCUGCCCGGGUCUCCUUUAAACCGUGCCAAUUUGAGGGCAGUGAAUGUUAACCUCUGUGAUAUGUGUGUGAUCGUCUCGGCCAAAGACAAGAACCUUGACGACCCUCACCUUGUGGACAAAGAGGCUAUUCUGUGUUCACUAAACAUCAAAGCCAUGACCUUUGAUGACAGUAUAGGACUGCUUCAGGCCUCAGCCCAGCCUGGUGCAGGUUUUCUUCCUCCUGGUUUCUCACCGAUGGGCAGUCCAGCAAAGCUGGCUCGACGAGGAUCUGUUUGUGGUUCCAACGUCCCUCUCAUCACUGAACUGGCGAAUGACUCCAACGUUCAGUUCCUCGAUCAGGAUGACGAGGAUGACCCCGACACAGAAUUAUACAUGACGCAACCUUUCGCCUGUGGCACGGCGUUUGCUGUCAGUGUGCUCGACUCCCUAAUGAGUACGAGUUACUUCAAUGAUAAUGCCCUGACUCUGAUCCGGACGCUCAUCACGGGCGGAGCGACUCCGGAACUGGAACAGAUCCUAGCGGAAGGGGCAGGAAUGAGGGGAGGUUACUGUACUCCAAAUGUCCUGUCCAAUCGCGACCGAUGUCGGGUCGCCCAGGUGUCGCUGUUUGACGGACCUCUAGCUAAAUACGGAGAUGAUGGUCACUAUGGAGACCUGUUCGUGAAUGCAUUACGGCGUCAUGGGAUACUCUGCAUCGGUUUAUAUCGAUUCCGGGACACAAGCGACUCCCAUUCUAGCCCCUCAUCAAAGCGAUAUGUGAUCACAAAUCCUGCUGAGGACUUCGCCCUCCUCUCAACAGAUCAGGUUUUUUGUCUUGUGCCAUGCAAUCUCUCACAAAGUUCCAAUACCUCUUCAAGUCGGAAUGAGAAAAGCAUUUUGCCUAAUGCCUUUCAAUCAAUCGGAUCCCGGAAAAAUACGAAGGCCGACAUCAAGCAAGAGUCGUGUACAUAGCAACGAGGUGGAGCAGCUUCAGUAGGUCAUUAAAGGCACCAUACGGAGCUGCUUAGGGUCAAAGAGUGCAGCGAUUAGCAGUCACAACAUCACAAAUAAUGAGCUGAACAGAGUAACGUUUGGAAGAAUGUUGACUGUUGAAGAAAGAUAUAUAUUCAUGAAAAAAUCAUAAGUCAGCUAAUUGAGGUUGAAAAAAUGAUUUUGUUUUAAUGUACCAAAGAAAAGAUUGUUCAACCCAUCGACUUGUUGACAGCGUACGCAUUUCACUUCUUAAUACUCAGUCGCAAUCCUUCGGUUUUAAACGUUCUGUAUGAUUAUGAUAAGGUUGAACUGCUUUGUUCUUUAUCAUGAAGUGCAAUAUGUAAUUUUUCAUGUUAGAAGUGGAACAUUGAUUUUAAAAACUCUAUGGUCAAUUGAGAUUGUUUGAUAUACCGUUACCCUAUCUUAGAAAUAAUAUAACAUGAAAAACAUCACCGAUCCGGAAACUUUGUUUUACGAAUUACACAUUCGCUAUAUUCCAUAUGUAAUAUUGCUUGGUAGACCUAUUGUGUACAAACGUGUCAAAAAGAAAGCAAUUCAUGAAACUAUUAAGCUAUUUUUACGACACGACAAGUUUUUGACAAGUUUUUUUUUUAAAAAGCAGAAGAAUGAAAAAAACAUAUUAUGGGAGUUUAAAUGUAAAUGAUAUUAAAAAUACAUGUAUAGAAAAUGAGAUUAUUUAAACAACACACAUUUUCCAGUAUUCAAUUUUUCCCAAUGGAAAAAUUUGGUUUAACAGGAAGAUUUUUCAUGAAACAUUGAUAUGUUUUAGUACAAAAGAUGAAAUAAAAAAAAUUGUCUCAGAGGUUUUUUUUAUCACUUUGUUGAUAUGCAAUAAUAUUUGUUAAGAUUGGUAAAUAUGAAUAUUUAGGUAUUACAUUUUUCUUUAAAGAUAGCUGCAUAAUUUUCAAGAAUUUUUUAAAUAUUAAAGAUAGAAUGUUUGAUAUUUCUGUGAUACCAAUAAGUGCUAAAUGUAAAAUCGAAUCCGUAUAUAUCUAAUCAAAACAUUACUCCAUAUGUUUUUGAUAAAUCUGGAUUUCAUCAUAUAUCAUAAUGAUGAUAAUGAUAAUAAUGAUAUAUGAUUUUUUUUGCAAGAUCAGUUUGCGAUGAUAUGUUGUUGUUUUUUUACAAUUUUACUGAACAUCAAGAAAGGAAAUCGCAAAUCAAGUUAAACUUGCUUUACUGUUUCAAAAUCCGCUCUGUUAGGUGUGGUCGGACGGCUGUGUUAAAUCCGUAUUUCUCUACAAAAAGUGUUUCCUCUCCUCUUUAAUAUAUUUAUUUUUUAUUCUUUUAUGUGUUUUUUUUUAUUUAACUAAGCCACAUUAAUAAACGCAAUAGCAAAGAAACUAUCGGCUCUAUUUUCAGCAGUUAGAAAACGCCCUUCAUAUUACACAAGGUGUUAUUUUUUGUUAUGCUUGAGGAGAGUUACUGAUGUUUAAUUACAAAACCACGUGGUAACUAUAACAGUGUUAUGAUGAGAUUUUAGGUAGUGCGUUGAAUAUUCUUUCUCUAUACACUUGUUAAUAAGCUGAUAUUUCAUACUGUAUAGCACGCUGGACUGUGUUAUUUAUUUUGUCAAAUAUUUUGCUUGGCAUUUUCACAUUGACUCAUUGUUUAUUUGUUGAUGUGUUUCGAAUGUAUUAUGGGCGUGUUCAUACCAUCCAAUGAGAACUCAGAUGAUAAACUUAGAUUGUGACAACGUAGUGGAUUGGCUCUCCCAAGUCAAAGGUCAUAUGCAAAUGUUGUUUUUUAUUAUGUAUAUCUAUUUCCUGACUAGAAAAACAAACAAAAUGUGUACUAUUUUCAAUGUGUGAUAAUGAAACAUAUUUAUAUUCAGUACAGUGUUAAGUUUCACCUGGGUAAAAGGGUGUUGUUCCUAGGGCAAUUUAUUAAUUUCAUGAAUUUUCCGUUAUCAGAAUCUACGAAACAAAAUUGACUUCUGAAAUAGUAUUUGAUCCAUUUGGGAACCAAUUAAGAAUUAAGUUAAACAAAAACUUAUUUUACAUGUAACAUGAUCAUUCUAUUUUCCUUGCAUUAUGUUUUGGCAUGAACCAGAAUGUGCAGUUAACUCGUAUGCUUAUUUUUCGGAGGAGUUUGGUUGACUUAUAGCCUGUAUUGUACAAAUAUUACACAGAUAUUUGAUGGGAAUAUUGUACAUACAUCCUAGACACUGAUGUGCAAAACUCCGCCGGCUAAAUGGUCAAAAUGUUUUCGUAUCAUUCCUUAAAUAUCUACGACUUUGCUCAUGGUAAUCAAUAUCAAAUUGUAACCAAUUCGAUUCACUUUUACAAGUGUUUGAGGAAGUAUCCCUGUGUUUGAUCCAUGUUUCUACUUGGUACCGAUCUUUACCAAUUUUUUCUACCUAAAAUUUAAAAUAAGUUCGCAAAUAGCACAACUUGGCCACUGCUAUUUGAAUUUCUGUCGUUUUUAAACAAAUAUAUUUUGCUUUUAAUCAUCUGCAUCGAAUAUUUGUAGUUUGUUCUCAUCCGUAUAAACAAUUCCCUAAGUAUCAACGCAACAUACCUAGCUGCGCAAAUGGUUAGCAUCAUACAGGGAAGUAAACUUGCGAGAGACCGGCGUUAUGCGCCGACUCUAUUGUACUAUCUUUAAGCAGUUGAAGUUCUAUACAACACCGAUCAUAACCUUGAAUAAUUGUAUUGUGAUGAUAUCUGUGAUAUUUUUGCCCCAUGGUUUACAUUUAUUUUUCUAAAAUAAAAUGUUGUGUUACGAUAGAGAAUACGUCUUAAUAUAUUAAUAUUGUACAAAAUUGUUGACUUCCUGUUUGUAACAUGUUAGGAGUUUUUUAAUCUGGAUAAUUUUUACGUUGUAUCGAGAGCUUGUCGAUAUGGAAUUAUUGAGUAGACAUUCUAUGUUUUUCAAUAUACUAGAUAUUAUAUACUAAAAAUACUACAGUCUUGUAACUAUCGCCUACAUUCCCAUCCUGAAUAUAGAUAUAAUUAAAAUAUGUAGAAAAUCUGUAAACACCGUCGGAUGUCUUCGGGAAUUUCCGGAAGAGACGGAGAACUUUUCUAUGCUUGCCGGAAAGGCCCGAAUAUGUCCGAUUGUAUACAAUUUAUGUUAAAGAAUAGACUUAAAACUACUGUAUACAUAGUAAUACUUGCGACAAAAUUAUUUCCCAUGUUUUUGCGGUACGACAGUAACUCAAAAAUCUAGAAAAUUGCAAAUUCAACCGGUUAGUUCGAGAGAGUAAUACUGCGAGAAUUUUAACGCUUAAUACUGUACAUUGAAAGUUUAAAUAAUUUUGUUUUUGUAUUUAGAAAUGAUUUACUUUACUUACCGCUUGCAGAUUGACGUCAGCUUAACUACCCUGUAGUAUGUGUCUUGCUUAUCCAAUCGGUAAUCGUUUUAUAGGUGUGUUUUCCUUUAUGGUUGAUAAGUAAUAAAAAAAUGUCAUAGAAUUUGAUGUUAAUUUAUUGUUAUUUAAAAUCCCAAACGGUUCAUUUGCAGUUUUGAUAAAUGUGAUUUUUUUUUAUGCAUGUAAAAUAAAUUUCGCUCAUUUUACCAUCACUGGUGUAUUUGCUUAACUUCAGUAUAUCAUUUUCAUGUUAUCGUGAUUUUUUAAAUAUAUGUUUUUAGUUAGGGAAAUACGAAGAUGCGACCUUAUCUAUAUAACCACAGACUAUACAUAAUUACAAUUUUCCAGCGCGUUCUGUAUACAUUGUAUAUGUAAACGCCCGAGAACAUUUAGUCAUGAUUGAAUCAUUGUGUCAAAUGCAUACUCCAGGAAAAAUGUUCACAAAAAUUAUAGGAUAUACAGUAUCUGAUAUCAUUGAUGAGCAAAAACAUCAAAUUAUGUGUUUUAUGUCCUUCGCAACUUUGUAUGACGUACACUGAUGUUUUUUAACGAUUGAUUAAUUACUCGGUUCAUCUAGUCAAUUUCCUGUACAAAAACAAACUAACCAUGGUACAAAAUUUUUUUUUUGUUCAAUCUGUUUCUCAAAUUUAAAAGGGGAGGUAACUGACAUUACAGAAGGGAGGGAGGUAACUAUUUUGAAUUUUAGUGACAUUUUCUUUGCAAACGUAACUGAUUAUCUUGAUAUUUUUUUGUAAGUGGAUAAGUUCAAUUAUAACUGUGUUGUAUUUUUGAUAGCAAACCUGUAGUAUAUUUUUGCAAACGUUUUUAUAAGUUCUGGUUUUGAAGUUAUUUGUCUGAUUUCCGCGUCUUUUUCCGAGAAAUGUUCGGGAUUUAGUUUGGGUAGUUAUAAAACCGGCGAUGGCGAAGAAAUUCAAUUUUGUUCUGUAAGGAUAUCAGUUAUAAACACUGACUGUUGUAAUUUUUUAUAUUAUAUUUGAAAUUCACAAGCUAUGUGUAACCGUGCGUAUUUCUGAAAUAAAUGAUACUUUUAUACUUA